CACUGCUUUGUUUCUCGUCCCCCCAGAAGUCGGCAGAUGGUUAAGCCUAGGUCGCCAACUUGUGUACUAGUCAGUGACGCGUUUAAAAAUCAGCUGAUUAGACUGGCUACGCUGGUCAGCGCUAGACCUGAUGGAAGGAGGGCAGGAGCAGAGCUCAAAGCGCGGUGCGCUCCGCUAAGUCUAUCGACCAACCAGUAGCGAGGAAAGGAUCGAGCUCUUCGGUCUGCCACAGGCGAAGCACCAAGGGCAGAGAACGGCUGCUCAACAGAUUCUAACUUGUUUUUUGUGAAUACAGAAAACGCUUUUAUGUUAAACAUCGUUUUUUCCUAUUCUUAAUCAUAUUGUAGCCUAUAUAUUUUAAGACAAAGACACAUUUUUGUGGCAUUGGAAUGUGUGUGUAGAGAAGAAAUUAUUGUGGAUGCUGACGCCGAGGUGGAUCACAGAGUUGCGGUACGGAGAAAGAUAAACAGCUGGGAAGUAAGAGGACAACCUUGACCAUUCCCGCCAGCCCUUCAGAAACACACUCGCGCUCUCACAUUAACCGUGGACUACAACUCCACCAUCUACUAACCCUGUAGAGGGAGGACACAGAGGCCCAUGACCACUUGCGAUUAAUGUCACACUCCUCACCAACCCUCCAGGACAUUCUCAGGAACCCUGUCUGUCCUCAAAGUGCAGUGUGACCUGACAGAUAUCAGACAGCAUGCCUCCAAGCCCCCUCCCCUGGCCACCACUGGCAUGGCUGUGGGCAGGGCUCCUUUUGCCCCUGCUACCCCUAGUUCGGAGCGGGGAGUGCCCGCGGCUGUGCGUGUGUGAGGUACGGCCCUGGUUCACCCCCCAGUCCACAUACAGGGAAGCGUCCACGGUGGACUGCAAUGACCUGCGGCUGACACGUAUCCCCUCCAACCUGUCCUCUGACACCCAAGUGCUGCUGCUCCAGAGCAACUCCAUCGCCCACACCAGUGGGGAGCUGGAGGCCCUGUUCAACCUCACAGAGCUGGACUUGUCCCAAAACAACUUCAGCAGUGUGGAAGCCGUGGGCCUGGCCAACAUGAAUCAACUCACCACUCUGCACCUGGAAGAGAAUCAGAUCAGCCAGUUGUCGGACCACUGUCUGCAGGAUCUCAGCAACCUACAGGAGCUCUACAUUAACCACAACCACAUCAGCACCAUCACUCCGGGGGCCUUCUCUGGCCUCCGAAGCCUCCUGCGUCUCCACCUCAACUCCAACAACCUCAAGGUCAUCAACAGCCGCUGGUUUGAGGCAACGCCCAACCUGGAGAUCCUGAUGAUCGGUGAGAACCCAGUGGUAGGCAUCCUGGACAUGAACUUCAAGCCCCUGGGGAGCCUGAGGAGCUUGGUGCUGGCUGGCAUGGACCUCACUGACAUUCCGGGGAAUGCCCUGGUAGGCCUGGAUAACCUGGAGAGCCUUUCUUUCUAUGACAACAGGUUGGUCCAAGUGCCCCAGGUGGCGUUGCAGAAAGUACCUAACCUCAAAUUCCUGGACCUGAACAAGAACCCGGUGCACAAGAUCCAGGAGGGAGACUUCAGGAACAUGCUGCGACUGAAGGAGCUUGGCAUUAACAACAUGGCAGAACUGGUGUCCAUUGACCGCUACGCCCUGGACAACCUACCUGAGCUGACCAAGCUGGAGGCCACCAACAACCCCAAACUGUCGUACAUUCACCGGAUGGCAUUCAGGGAUGUGUCUUCCCUGGAGAGCCUAAUGCUCAAUAACAACGCUCUCAAUGCCGUCUACCAGCGCACUGUGGAGGCGCUGCCCAACCUGCGUGAGAUCAGCCUUCACAGCAACCCGCUGCGCUGUGACUGCGUCAUCCAGUGGAUGAGUUCCAACAGGACCGGCGUGCGUUUCAUGGAGCCUCUGGCCAUGCUGUGUACCUCGCCGCUUGAACUGCAGGGCCAGCGGGUCAGAGAGGUGAGGUUGCAGGAUUCACCAGAGCAGUGCCUGCCACUUAUCUCCCACGAAACCUUCCCCAGUCAACUGAGCCUGGACCUGGGCAUGAGUGUCAGCCUGGACUGCCGAGCCAUGGCUGAGCCCGAGCCAGAAAUCUACUGGGUGUCUCCUAUGGGGAGCAAGAUCACAACGGAAACAGUGUCAGAGCGUUACCACCUGAGCAGUGAGGGCACAUUGCGGCUGUCCCACAUCCGGGUGGAGGACUCGGGCCGCUACACCUGUGUAGCCCAGAACCCAGAGGGAGCUGACACACGGGUCUGCACCAUCCGUGUCAACGGCACCCUGCUGGACAGCGCAGAAGUCAUGAAGAUUUAUGUCAAGCAGACCGAGUCCCACUCCAUCCUGGUCUCCUGGAGGAUCAACUCCAACACCAUGACUUCCAACCUCAAGUGGGCCUCUGCCACCAUGAAGAUUGACAAUCCCCAUAUUACCUAUACAGCACGCGUGCCCGUGGACGUCCAUGAGUACAACCUGACCCAUUUGCAACCAGCCACUGAGUAUGAGGUGUGCCUCACCGUCUCCAACAUCCACCUGCAGACCCACAAGUCGUGCGUCAAUGUGACUACGCGCGGCACCACGUUCGCCCUGGACGUGUCCGACCAGAGGCCCAGUGCCGCCCUGCUUGCCGUCAUGGCCACAAUGAUGGCCUUCCUCAGCCUGGCCACUGCCGUGGUGUAUGUGGCCCGACGCUGGAAGAGAAAGAACUACCACCACUCCUUGAAGAAGUACAUGCAGAAGACCUCCUCCAUCCCUCUCAAUGAGCUCUACCCGCCCCUCAUUAACCUGUGGGAGGCAGAUAGUGAGAAGGACAAGGAGGGAGGGGCGGAUAGCAAGCCCUCCCCAGUGGACACCACACGCAGCUACUACAUGUGGUGAGGGGGGCCCGGCCCAAGCUGCCCCGCCACCAGCACAGACACACAGACUUUUGUCAUUUUGAAGCAAAAGUUGCAAAUGUUAUUUUUUUUGGGGGGGUGUAUUUCAGCUUUGCUAAUAUGUAGCAGAGUGAUAAGGACGGGAUUUGUAUUAGUAUAGCGUAUCGCCAUUGUUUGACAUUCUUUCACUUUAAUUGUUUUGAAUAUUCCAAGAUGGCAGCUGUGUCUGGCUUCCAGGUUGUCUUAGUUGCUGUGCUUUAUAAUGUGUGAUGUGCUUUUGAUAGCACAGCUUUUUGGCUUGUUGCCAUGGACUCACUUUUUUAGGGUCAAUGAUAAGGCAGCAGGGACUACUAGCGUAGGUAAAGGUUUCUCUGGCGGCGCUGAUAGAGAUUGCAAUGUUUUUCUCUCUUUUUGUAAAACAGGUAAUCUGUCGUGCACCAAAAUGUUAUGGAGUUUGUAUGGACUUCAAUUAAAAGCUAAGGGGGUUAGACUUGUUAUACUGUCUACGGAAUAACGUUAGCAAUUGUACGGUAAUGUUGUAUCAACUAUUAUUUGAAACCUUUUGCAUUUUAAUUGGGAUACAAUUUGGGAUUAGCUAGUUUGCUGAUAGAUGUGCUGUAAAGCGCUAGAAAUGUUCAUGUUUGAUAACAUACAGUUACUAGGUAGGGUAGUAGCUUUUUAAAAUUCACUUCUUUCUAAUUUGCAAGAAUAUGUUGCUGACCACUUUUAUUACAUCAACACACAAAAUGUUGUAUAUUGAGGAAGUAGUUGAAAUAAAUUGCAUUUUUGUUC
Esox lucius (northern pike) is the source of this 3639-nucleotide messenger RNA. Its product is annotated as leucine-rich repeat neuronal protein 1. Bases 704 to 2851 code for a protein of 715 amino acids. Gene Ontology annotation, molecular function: protein binding. The record is from RefSeq and is a predicted model, not a curated record. NCBI's taxonomy places the organism in Eukaryota, Metazoa, Chordata, Actinopteri, Esociformes, Esocidae. The transcript is spliced from 2 exons.